GGGGAGGAGAGGCAGACACUGAGUGAGCAGAGCAGAGAUAUAGAAGCAGAGUCCGAGCGAGUCGCGGGCGGUUGACUUGGGUCUGGAGAAGGAGAAUGGAAGGGAGAAAAGUGGUGGUUUCAGCUCUGCAGUUUGCUUGCUCCGAUGAAGUUUCUGCUAAUGUCGAUACUGCUGAAAGGUUGGUUAGAGCUGCUCAUAAGAAGGGUGCAAAUAUCAUUCUCAUUCAGGAACUAUUUGAGGGAUAUUAUUUCUGCCAAGCUCAAAGGGAGGAUUUCUUUCAACGAGCAAAGUCUUACAAAGGACACCCUACAAUCCUAAGGAUGCAAAAACUAGCAAAAGAAUUAGGAGUUGUAAUACCAGUGAGCUUCUUUGAAGAGGCAAACAAUGCCCAUUACAAUUCAGUAGCAGUAAUUGAUGCUGAUGGGACAGAUCUUGGUCUGUACAGAAAGUCCCAUAUCCCAGAUGGACCAGGCUACCAGGAAAAGUUCUACUUUAAUCCUGGUGAUACAGGCUUCAAGGUCUUUGGAACAAAGUUUGCCAAAAUUGGAAUUGCUAUUUGCUGGGAUCAGUGGUUUCCAGAGGCUGCACGUGCCAUGGUUCUUCAAGGAGCAGAAAUUUUGUUUUACCCCACUGCCAUUGGUUCUGAACCACAAGAUGAAGGACUUGAUUCCCGUGAUCAUUGGAAGCGGGUGAUGCAAGGUCAUGCUGGGGCUAAUUUGGUACCUCUAGUGGCUUCAAAUCGGAUAGGAAAGGAGAUAAUUGAGACAGAACAUGGAAAUAGUGAGAUUACAUUUUACGGGAACUCUUUUAUAGCAGGACCCACGGGAGAAAUUGUCACAGCUGCAAAUGAUAAGGAUGAAGCCAUAGUCAUUGCAGAAUUUGAUCUGGAUAAAAUCAAAUCCAAGAGACAUAGCUGGGGAGUAUUUCGGGAUCGACGUCCAGACCUUUACAAGCUUCUUCUGACAUUAGAUGGCAAUAGUUCUUCACUGUGAUGCCAGUCACUAUGCCUUCCAUUUUAGUUCAGUACGGUAGGUAAUCAACAGAGUUCUUUUAAUAAGAGGUAAAUUAUAUCAAAGGAAAAGAAUUAAGUAUUGCAGAUACUUGUUAUCAAGUUCAGAACAAUGAUGCUUCAUGUUCAUCUUCACUAAUUCCCCUUGUGUACUAAAACAGUUUUUCUUCCUUGGAAAUAGUUUUUUUCUAUUGUUAGGUGGGUUUACCUAUUUUCGAUAGAAUUCUUUGAAUCA
Molecule: messenger RNA, 1244 nt
Organism: Nelumbo nucifera (sacred lotus)
Lineage: Eukaryota; Viridiplantae; Streptophyta; Magnoliopsida; Proteales; Nelumbonaceae
Gene: NLP1
Product: nitrilase-like protein 1
Molecular function (GO): N-carbamoylputrescine amidase activity
Source: RefSeq, a predicted model, not a curated record